AUGUUCGACUUCGACGCCCUCCUCGCCGACUAUACUGCCAAAGAAAAUCCGAAGGUACACGGUGUAAUAUGCAAAUGCGUAGAUAAGAAUGGAAACGAAAUUUACAACAAAAUAGCGGGCUACAACUCCCUCGCCGCAGACGCCACGCCCCUCCAUGAAUCUGCCGUCCUCAAACUCGCCAGCGCCACAAAGCUCAUCACCAGCAUCGCACUCCUCCAAUGCGUCGAAAAAGGCCUCAUCACCCUCGAUUCCCCUCUCACCGAGAUCCUUCCCGAGUUCGCCGACGUCCAAAUCCUCACCGACGUCUCGGGAUCGGACUUCACCUUCGAACCAAACAAAACCGCCAUCACGGCGCGACAUCUUCUGGCGCAUACUUCCGGAUUAGGAUAUCCGUUUACCAAUCAACUACUGGGGCGUAGAGCGCAGGCUAGAAAGCAUCUUAAACCUUCGCUCCGCGUGACGGAGAAAUAUAGCUAUCCGUUAGUGUUCGAACCGGGGAGGGGUUGGUUAUAUGGCUGUAGCCUCGACUGGGCGGGGGUGGUUGUCAGCCGUCUACACGAUGGGAUGUCCUUAGAAGAAUACAUGAUAGAGAACAUCUGGAAGAACGUAGGCGUUUCAGCCCCCUUCCCGCGAUUCAAUAUCUCAACCCAUCCCGAAUAUAACGCACGGAUCAUGCACGGCGCCGUCCAAACCAGCGACGGACGACUGGAGCCCUGCGAUAGCUGGGCCUUUGAUAACCCCGAAGAUCAAGAAGGGGGUAGCGGCCUCUCCUCCACGGCGAAAGACUUUCUCGCCGUGCUGGCAGAUUUGAUCUCGGAGGCUCCGACGCUGUUGAAACCGGAAACGAUCUCGGAGAUGUUUACGCCGCAGCUUGUGCCUGGUUCGGCCAGUGCGCAGAUGCUCCUAGAGUUACGGCCUGCCUGGGCGACUGUAGCUGGGCCUGUGGCGGAUGAUGCUGUGAAUCAUGGGUUAGGUGGCAUCUUGUGUACUGGACCGGUGCCUGAGAUAGGGCAGCCCGCGAAUGUGCUGGCGUGGGGCGGGGCGACUAAUAUUGCCUGGUGGCUUAGUCGGGACUGGGUGUUGCGGGUUUUUUGCGACGCAGCAGGCUCCGUUUGGGAAUCCGGCGGUGACGGGGCUGGUUAA
Molecule: messenger RNA, 1143 nt
Organism: Aspergillus bombycis
Lineage: Eukaryota; Fungi; Ascomycota; Eurotiomycetes; Eurotiales; Aspergillaceae
Product: serine hydrolase domain-containing protein
Exons: 2
Coding region: 1-1143 (380 amino acids)
Source: RefSeq, a predicted model, not a curated record